CUUAGUCACGCAUUAGUUACGGCCGAAAGAAGCGACGUUGAGGGAAAGAAAUCAUGUCUUCUCGCCAAAUCGUGUUGAUUUCAGGCUGUUCCAGUGGCAUUGGACUCGCAACAGCUGUGUUUCUCGCCAAAGAUGCCGAAAAACGCUUUAAGGUCUAUGCCACCAUGAGAAAUCUUGCGAAGAAAGGACAACUGGAGGAAGAAGGAAAGGAAUAUCUUGGAGACACAUUGGUUGUUAAACAGAUGGACGUGUGUAGUGAUGAGUCAGUGCAGAAAGCUGUGAAGGAAGUGUUGGACACAGAAGGGAGAAUUGAUGUUCUUUUUAACAAUGCUGGGGUGUCACUUCUAACAAUCCUUGACUGUGUCCCCAUGGAAUUGGCUAAAGAAACAUUUGAUAUCAACUUUUUUGGGACCCUGCGGUUGAUAAAUGCAAUUCUCCCAAGCAUGAAAGCAAGAGAAAGUGGACACAUAAUCAACAACAGCAGUGUUUUUGGAGUUAUUGGUGCCCCAUUCUUUGAGGUAUACUGUGCGUCGAAGUUUGCUGUUGAAGGGCUGACAGAAUCUCUGGUUCCAACUCUUAAGCACUUUAACAUAAGAUGCACUUUGCUUGAGCCUGGCCCUGUAAGCACUUCAAUUGGAGACAACAAUGUUGAAAAUACCAAGGGUAUUGACUUGAAAACUGCUGACCAAAAGACACAGGACUUGUGGGUCAGAAUGAUGGAGAGAAUAGGUCCAGCUUUUGAAGGAAAGUUUUUAACUCCACAGGCAAUAGCAGAGGUUGUUCAAGAUAUAAUUCUAAGUGACAAGGGCCAGUUUCGCUAUCUACCUAAUGAAGGAAUGUUUAGUGAAGAAAUUACUGCCAGAUUUGCUGAUGCUACAGGGUUUAAAUCUGUGAACCUGGUUGCCAAACAGUUUUUUGAUGACAAGUAGUAUUCAUACAAAAACAAACAAAAAAAAGAGGUAGAUUAAGCAACACAGUGGAAAGGCAAUCUUUCAACAUGACUAUUCACUGAAGUGUCAUGUGAUCUGAUAUGCAAAUUAACAAUAGUGUGCACAGAAUGGUAUUAAAAGACUUUAUUAACACAUUUCAUGUCAAUCCAGAUAAAAUAACUCAAAAUGUAAUUGUAUAUUUUUGACCACAAACUCUAUGAGGUUAGAUUCCACCAUAUUGUAAAACUAACUGCAUAACUUGACUUAUGUGCAUGGUAAGUUUCAAAGAACAGUUUCUCCCAACUUGGAUUAAAGAAGGAAAUAAAUGAAAAAUGACUUGAAAUAAUGCAA
This is a messenger RNA of Pocillopora damicornis (cauliflower coral), 1280 nucleotides long. RefSeq names its product retinol dehydrogenase 8. Lineage: Eukaryota; Metazoa; Cnidaria; Anthozoa; Scleractinia; Pocilloporidae. The record is from RefSeq and is a predicted model, not a curated record. Gene Ontology annotation, molecular function: oxidoreductase activity. Gene Ontology annotation, cellular component: cytosol.